UCAUUCACACCUCCCCACAUUUAUACGCCAUUUUCCUUGCUCCAUUUUCUCCAUCUUUACCAAUUAAGUUGCAGGCAGGCAGUUGAUCUCACAAUUCUGUAGAAUAUGGAUAUCACCAAGGAUUCCCAAGAGACUUUUUGCAGGAUUACACCGAAUAACAACAUUGUGUUUAUCUUGGCAUGGCAUGCUCUUCACUGGAUUCUUAGAGUCUUAAGCCUUGCUCAUGAGGUCCUUCGUGCAGUCGAAAGCUACCUUAUAACAAAAGGAUUAUUGACAAGAUACAAACAUCUACAUUUAGACCGAGUCAAAUAUCUUGGAGUUGUCAUAGAUAGUGAUGAAGCUCGACAGACGUUAGAAGUUAUUGAACUUAUGCAAUGGCUUUCAGGCAUUGGUAUAAAAAAGGUCUGUCUAUAUGAUAGGGAAGGCGUGCUGAAAAAAUCCAAGGAAGUCUUAUUGGAGAAAUUUAGUUCGGCAAAACUAUCCAAUGUGGAUUCAAAAACAGAUUUCUUUUUGGGUAAAAAGAAAAUGGAUUUUGAAUUUGUUUCAAUUUCUGAUGGAAAAGAAGCAGUUGCAAAAGCAGCUAAUUUACUCUUCAAAAUGUAUUACUUGGGGGAAGAUACUGAGAAACCCUUUUUCACCGAGACUUACUUAUCUGCGGCAUUAAAGACCCUUGGUUAUGUAGAGCCUGAUCCCGAUCUUUUAUUUAUAUAUGGGCCAGCAAGAUGCCACCUUGGUUUUCCAGCAUGGAGAAUUCGAUAUACAGAGAUGGUACACAUGGGGUCUUUGAAGAAUAAGAAAUAUGGCUUAAUUCUAAAAGCCAUUCAUCAAUUUACCAAAGUGAAGCAAAACUAUGGUUCAUAAGCUACACAAGAGCUGCUGCCAUUUUGGAGUAGCAUUGAAGGCAUAUGAUAAACAAAGACCAUACUUCUCCAUAGUCCAUAUAUUACAUCUCCAACAUUACGACAUCGUUUUUUUUUUUUAUGUGUUUCCUUCACAAAGGACCUAAAGGAUAUGUGUAACUAUCAUAGAUCGACCGUCUUCUUUCUUUCUUUAUGUUCUCAACGACUUUGUUUUAACUAUUGGAAUAAUCUUUGGGAGUUUACUAGUUGAGGGGAACUUUAUGCA
This is a messenger RNA of Erigeron canadensis, 1125 nucleotides long. Its product is annotated as dehydrodolichyl diphosphate synthase complex subunit nus1-like. Gene Ontology annotation, molecular function: ditrans,polycis-polyprenyl diphosphate synthase [(2E,6E)-farnesyl diphosphate specific] activity. The record is from RefSeq and is a predicted model, not a curated record. The coding region runs from base 106 to 861 and encodes 251 amino acids. Gene Ontology annotation, cellular component: dehydrodolichyl diphosphate synthase complex; endoplasmic reticulum membrane. Lineage: Eukaryota; Viridiplantae; Streptophyta; Magnoliopsida; Asterales; Asteraceae. The transcript is spliced from 8 exons.